AUGGAUAUGGCAACUCUAAUAAAAGAAACUAUUCAGGGUUUGUUAAUUGAUGAUGCAUUUAUAACGUCAUUAGCGACGAAGGUCAACAGCAAGCUUGAACAAAAAAUGAAUGAAAUGAAAGAGGCGAUAAAACAUAUGGAGCAAAAAAACCUUAUAUUGGAAUUAAAAAUAAACAAAAUUCAACAAAAUGAGAAAAAUAAAAAUAUUUGUAUUUUUGGCAUAAAGGAAACAACGAAUGAAAACACCACAACAGUAGUGAAUAAUUUAAUAACAGAAAACCUAAACUUAACUCUAAAUGAAAACGCAAUUCUUAACACUUUUCGUACUGGCAAGAAAAACAACAAAAACGCUAGGCCAAUCAUUGUACAAUUCUCUACUGUAACAAUAAAACAAAACAUCCUGAAAAACAAGAAAUUACUCAAGGGUAAGAAGGCCUUUAUUAUGGAAGAUUUGACAAAAUUUAACCAGGAAAUUCUAAAAGAGGCCCAGGAAAAACUAGGAGGAAAAAAUGUUUGGUCACAAAAUGGUUGCAUUUUUACUGUUUUUGAAGAAAAACUUGUAAGGAUAGACAAUCUAGAGAAAAUCUCAAAAAUAAUGGAAAGUGGUAAAGAAGUAGAAAAUAAUGCUUGA
This is a messenger RNA of Brassicogethes aeneus, 630 nucleotides long. Lineage: Eukaryota; Metazoa; Arthropoda; Insecta; Coleoptera; Nitidulidae. The record is from the annotation of a GenBank genome assembly.